UAUUCUGCGUUUAUAUUUCGUAAACUUAAUAUAGAACAUCGAAUGUUAUAAAAGUAACAAUCUUAUUGUUUUUUAUUUUUGUCAUAUGUGUACGUAUACAUGUGUGUGGAUGUUAUAAAGCUUUCCAUGAAUGAAAAAAUGUUUUAUUUAUGAAGAUAUAAAUAAAAAACAUUCAAAAAUUAAAAACAAAAUUAUAUAGAAAAAUAACCAAGAAAUUGAAAUUCAAAAAUUUUAUAAAUAAUAGAUAAGUUCUACUAUUCAACACUUGAUAAAGUAAUGGUUAAUAAAAAAUUAUUUCUUAAUCACAUAUGUAUUAGUAAUUCUAAGAAAAUGUAAAGGUGUCCUUAGUAUAUGAUUUAAUUUCUAUCUUAAGUCAAUAUAUUUGUUGAAACUUUUCUGAAAAUGGUGCCACUUGGACCAUCACCAGGGCAUCAAACAUCUGUUAAUAACACUGCAACUGCUCCAACCACUGGUACUAAAAGCAGUUCAACAUUAAAACCAAAUUAUACAUUAAAGUAUACAUUAGCAGGACAUACUAAAGCAGUUUCUUCUGUAAAGUUCAGUCCUAAUGGAGAAUGGCUUGCUAGUUCUUCUGCAGAUAAAUUAAUUAAAAUAUGGGGAUCCUAUGAUGGGAAAUUUGAGAAAACUAUAUCUGGCCAUAAGCUUGGUAUUUCAGAUGUUGCAUGGUCUAGUGAUAGUAGAUUGUUAGUAUCUGCUUCUGACGAUAAAACUUUAAAAAUAUGGGAAUUAAGUUCUGGAAAGUGUUUAAAAACUUUAAAAGGUCAUAGUAAUUAUGUCUUCUGUUGCAAUUUUAAUCCACAAUCAAAUCUAAUAGUUUCUGGUUCUUUUGAUGAAAGUGUUCGAAUAUGGGAUGUUAGAACUGGAAAAUGUCUAAAAACAUUACCUGCUCAUUCAGAUCCUGUAAGUGCAGUUCAUUUUAAUAGGGAUGGAUCAUUAAUUGUAUCUAGUAGUUAUGAUGGAUUAUGUCGAAUUUGGGAUACAGCAUCUGGCCAAUGCUUAAAGACUUUAAUCGACGAUGAUAAUCCUCCUGUAUCUUUUGUAAAAUUUUCACCAAAUGGAAAAUAUAUUUUAGCAGCAACAUUGGACAAUACAUUAAAGCUUUGGGAUUAUAGUAAAGGAAAAUGUUUGAAAACAUAUACAGGUCAUAAAAAUGAAAAAUAUUGUAUUUUUGCAAAUUUCUCAGUUACAGGAGGAAAAUGGAUUGUUUCGGGUUCAGAAGACAAUAUGGUAUAUAUUUGGAAUUUGCAGACUAAGGAAAUUGUACAAAAACUGCAAGGUCAUACAGAUGUUGUAUUAUGUACGACGUGUCAUCCAACCGAUAACAUUAUAGCUUCAGCCGCCCUUGAAAAUGAUAAAACUAUCAAAUUAUGGAAAAGUGAUACAUAGAAUAUAUAUUAUGUUAUUCAUAAUAUCAUUAAAAAUCCUACAAAAA
This is a messenger RNA of Apis cerana (Asiatic honeybee), 1453 nucleotides long. It is a transcript of the gene wds, whose product is annotated as WD repeat-containing protein wds. NCBI's taxonomy places the organism in Eukaryota, Metazoa, Arthropoda, Insecta, Hymenoptera, Apidae. Gene Ontology annotation, molecular function: histone binding. The record is from RefSeq and is a predicted model, not a curated record. Gene Ontology annotation, cellular component: Set1C/COMPASS complex.